UCUGUCAUUAGGUAGCAGGUAUUUAGGAUGUGUGUGUCUGAUAUUUAGGGCUGUUUCCAGACACACAUACACACACAAGCUAUUACAGUCAGUAGAAAGUCACUGUUAGGGCAGAAAGAUGUUGAGCAGGUUUGAAAUCUGACACUAGCAUUGUUGACACACAUACAUCAUCUCCUGCUUGAAACAAGGAAAGGAAAAGGGGGUGGAGGAAGAGGAAGGGAGGAAAAGUAGCACAAAAACGAGGAAACUUUGUUUUGUUUUUAAAAGAAUGCCAAACAUGCUUUUUGGCAUGCUAAAGAGGUUGCACAUGAGAGCGACAGUAUGGCAUAACCAGGCGUGUAAUGCAGGCCAGACAUGAAGUCAAUAAAAGGAUUAAGUAUCUUAUGUACAUCAAACAACUGCCCUGUGUACUGUGAUACCUUGUCUUCUCAACUCAAACUCGGGGUCUAGACCAAGGCCUAUCUUCACAGAAGCUUGGAUGACCUUUUGGAAACUGUAGCCACAUUAACAGUGAAGGUCUUUACCAUAAGACUACUGGUAACUUACCUUACUACUGGCUUGCCAAAUAUUACUGAAUUUUUCCCCCCUCUCGACUCCAACCAAAGUGACGCGGUUCAAACCUGACUGGAGGGAUUAAGGAGAGGCACAUGAUGGCUCAACCCGUGAUUUCACUGGGAACUCGGGCCAGCCUUAAUGAAUGAAUUUCCUUUUCUCUCUCUCUUGACACUGUGCUCAGGCACAAUCUACACAUAAUGGCAUCUCCUCGACUCGAGACAUUUUGCUGUCCGAAUCGAGAUGCUUCAACUGAAUUUGUCAUCAAUUUCCAGCCUCUCUUCUUCGGUGCCAUCUGCAUAGGUAGCGCUGCUGUCAGUCUCAUAUUUUCUAUCAUACAAAUUUUACCAAAACGAAGAGGAUACCGUCGCCUUGGACAAUAUCCACUACCAAAACCUGCUUCGUCGUCCAGGAUAUUAUUCAUUAUCAGCGUGUGUGAUAUUUUAGGAUGCUUAGGGAUCAUUCUGAGAUCAUCCAUCUGGCUGGGCUUGCCAAACUUUAUCAGCCAAAUCUCUGUUACCAAUAACAGCAAUGUGUGGCCAGAGGUGUUCUGUGUGGGCAGUGCGAUGUGGAUCCAGUUGUUUUUUAGUGCAUCGUUUUGGUGGACUUUCUGCUAUGCUGUAGACGUGUUCUUGGUGGUGAAAAGGUCUGCAGGUAUCAGCACCAUUGUGUUAUAUCACAUGAUCACAUGGGGCCUGGCUGUGCUGCUGUGUGUGGAGGGGGUAGCCAUGCUCUAUUACCCCUCGAUCUCCAGCUGUGAGAAUGGCCUUCAGCAUGCCAUCCCCCACUACAUCACCACCUACGCCCCCAUGCUGCUGGUCCUUAUAGUGAACCCCGUUCUCUUCUCUCGCACCGUGUCAGCUGUUACGUCCUUAUUGAAGGGCCGGCAAGGAAUCUACACAGAAAAUGAGAGGCGCCUUGGAACAGAGAUUAAAAUACGCUUUUUCAAAAUUAUGCUGGUGUUCUUUAUAUGCUGGCUGCCCAAUCUCAUCAAUGAGAGCCUGCUCUUUUAUCUGGAGAUGCAGGAGGACAUCGAAGCCAAUAACCUGAAAAAUAUCAGAAAUACUGUGCUCAUCACAUGGUUCAUCAUGGCCAUUUUGAACCCCAUGCAAGGCUUUCUCAACACGCUGGCCUUCCAUGGCUGGACGGGCUUUGACGUGGAUCUGAGCCUACAGCGCCGCAGGGAGCUGGCCUGGGACUCAGCAUCCACCUCUGUGCCCGCGGCAGGGGGCUACAACCCUGUGGUGGGCUCCACGCUCUUUUACGAGGGCCACGUGCAGGAGGCCAAGAAGAGCAUGUCCGGCAACGGUCAGCAGCAGCACCCCUCUGAUGGCAUCAGUGUCCUCUCAGAAGGUUCAGAGUCUAGUACAAUUGAAAUCCACAUUUCCAGUGAGCUGCGAGACUAUGAGGAUGUAGACGCUGAUGGAGAGUCGCUGGAGAACUCCACAAAACGCUAGAUGGGCCUCAAAGCUGACUCACCUACCAGCCUGUACGCUCUUUGAUGUCUAGGACUCUUCACUUCAUUUUAGCAGUUGCUUUACAUUCCUCCCGAGUACUCUGGCACUAACAUUCCCUUUCAACUACAUCUCACUUAUUUUUAGAUUUUCUUUCAAAGGAUUCAAUGAAUCCCACACACACAGACAUGCAGUAAUCUUAAAUAUUACAUGCCAGUAUUUGGACUUAGUCAGGACAUUCACCAUCACACACUGGACAGUAGAAAAUGUGUUUUAGUACUCAUCAGAUAUUAUAUACAAAAACAAAUCAUCUCUGGAUACAGUGUUCAGUGAGCAAUCAUGAUAUUCAAUAAAAGAUGGCACAACAUUGGUAAAAAAAACCUUGUUGCUUAGGGUAGUUAAUUUUACAUGAGAAACUGUUUUCAUUGUGAAUGUUUUUGUACUUGUUUUAUUAAAGAUUAAUAUAAAUGA
Molecule: messenger RNA, 2477 nt
Organism: Alosa sapidissima (American shad)
Lineage: Eukaryota; Metazoa; Chordata; Actinopteri; Clupeiformes; Clupeidae
Gene: gpr143
Product: G protein-coupled receptor 143
Exons: 12
Coding region: 753-2009 (418 amino acids)
Biological process (GO): melanosome organization; regulation of calcium-mediated signaling; cell surface receptor signaling pathway
Cellular component (GO): melanosome membrane; plasma membrane
Molecular function (GO): L-DOPA receptor activity; L-DOPA binding; L-tyrosine binding
Source: RefSeq, a predicted model, not a curated record